Pichia membranifaciens NRRL Y-2026 is the source of this 1464-nucleotide messenger RNA. RefSeq lists its product as hypothetical. The transcript has a single exon. Bases 1 to 1464 code for a protein of 487 amino acids. Gene Ontology annotation, molecular function: ubiquitin binding. The record is from RefSeq and is a predicted model, not a curated record. Lineage: Eukaryota; Fungi; Ascomycota; Pichiomycetes; Pichiales; Pichiaceae.
AUGGCUGAAAAACGAGAUAAAGAUGAAAAAGAGCUCCCGGAGGCUCUUUUCCCGCUCUCAGAGCUGUUUCCUGACGUGUCCCUCAAACACAUUCUGCACAUCCUGCGGAUAUCCAACGGAAACUUUGACUCGGCGGCAGAACAGCUUCUCAGCUACGACCUGAUCAAGGACGAACUAGACAAGCUUGACCAGGCAGAGCCAACAGAACCAGCAGAACCAGAGGAGAGGCUGCCGCCAGAGUCGUUUUCCGACGCCGUGGAAGCUUUGCAGGUUGAACAAUGGGCAAAACGGUUUGAGCUGCAGGACGAGAUCAUGGAGCUGCUUGAGAUUGAUGAAACAGAGCGGGAACUCGUGGACUGGUAUCUUUCGCAGAACUCCUGCAGGAAGUUGGAAACGGUCUGCGAUAUAAUGCUCAACUUCGACUCUCGGCUGCCGGCAGCACAACAACCUCGGGAUAAGCUCGACACCGCUUCCUACAAUGUCCUAUACUUACAUGGCGUAGAUAAAAGCUCUCCGGGGGUUGGAACCGGUGGUGACACCGGGUCCAGCAAUGACCAUUUUCUUUCCAUGUCAGAUCUCCUGCGGAAGUCGUCCAGAGGCAGCAGUACGCUUCUAGAAAACGAUAGGUCGUGGAGCGAGUUGCAGAAGGUUAUCGAUGACAACCCAGAGCUAAAUCUUCCGGAAAAAUUUUACCUGGUGGCCAUGAAAUGGUUUCAUAAAGACCUUGACAAAAUCUUACACACUGCUAUCCAGUUAAGCGAAUAUUUCGAAAAACAGCCAAGAAAUAUAAUGUCUGCAGAUACCAGCCGUAUCGACUUUGGAGUUCUAGCAUUUGGCAAUAACAGCCUUAAAGAUGAAAUAACGGAGUACAGACAAAAGCAAAGCAGUAACGGUCAUGGCACAAUUAGCACAAAACCGAUGUCUAUCUUUGAAAAUGGUUCUCAACCUGCAGAUCUGCCUAAAUACUCUACAUACCCCCCAGCAUUGGAAAAGCUCCAAAGCCGUGCAGCUAACCUUAAACAGAGUAGGAACACCACCGGUGACAAAUAUUUGAAGUCUUACUACAACCAUUCGAUAGCGGAAACGGAACGGAAAAUACGAGACUUGCACGGCAUAUCUCAGGCUCAGGAAGUGAAUCAGAGGGUAACGCAGGCAAAAAGGACGUUCAAAAUAGACUUGCACACUCUCACUGUGCAAAAUGCCAUGCAAGCCCUAAAUAGCUGUCUCAACUAUUGGUGGGGCCAAGAGAUGCAUCUUCGGAACUUAGAAAACACAAAAUUUGAGUUCACAGGCUUGCGCCAUGUGGACCCCUUCGUGAUUGUUACCGGUAGGGGGCUUCACAGCGCUGGCGGAAUACCAAAAGUGAAAAAUGCUACCGUUGGAUUUCUCAGGCAGAACGGAUUCAAGUUCGAGGAAAACACAUCCAUUAUCACAGUUUUGGGAAAGCGCAAGAAUCAUAGGUAA